AUGGCAUCAGUGACAAUACCAGGCCAGGUGCUUGGCCCAACAAGUGCCAGCGACACAGGUGAAGGCACGCAUAUCAACAACUCCCAGCUCUGCGCCAGCAUUGCCGGUCAAAUUCUCUCAAAAGCCUCGACAUCGAAAUCAUCAAAAUUGCCGACAGUCUCCGUCACAAGGUCCACUGGAAUCCUCCUCCCAGAGGUCGGCACUGUUAUACUUGGCAGGGUCACGCGCACAGGCCCCAAGCAAGCCAACAUCUCCAUCCUCGCGAUCGGCUCAGGAGGCGAGCAUGUCUGUCGCGAUCCUUUCCCGGCAUUGAUCAGGCAACAAGACAUUCGUGCUACAGAGAUUGACAAGGUCAAAGUCACGGAAAGCUUCAGGGUCGGCGAUGUCGUGAGAGCCGCGGUCAUCAGUCUGGGCGAUGAGAGGAGCUAUUACCUUAGCACUGCCAAGAACGAACUGGGCGUUGUGCUUGCUACCAGUGAGUGGGGCAACCAGAUGUUCCCGAUCUCGUGGAAGGAGUUUCAGGAUCCGGAGACUGGGUUGAAGGAGAUGAGGAAGGUAGCGAAGCCAGUGUGA
Molecule: messenger RNA, 573 nt
Organism: Fulvia fulva
Lineage: Eukaryota; Fungi; Ascomycota; Dothideomycetes; Mycosphaerellales; Mycosphaerellaceae
Product: Exosome complex component CSL4
Exons: 1
Coding region: 1-573 (190 amino acids)
Biological process (GO): RNA processing
Cellular component (GO): cytoplasm; nuclear exosome (RNase complex)
Molecular function (GO): RNA binding
Source: RefSeq, a predicted model, not a curated record